AUGGAUAAGAAUUGGAUGCAUAAGUCAGGGUUGAGUCAAGAAUACCUUGAUGGAGUCGAAGAAUUUCUCAAUUUUGCAUUUGACAACUCAAGUGAAGAUGAUAAAAUUAUAUGCCCUUGCAUAAAGUGUGUGAAUAUCCAUUGGCAAAUACGUCAAAUAGUUCUUGAACAUCUAGUAUGUGAUGGAAUUCUUCAAGGUUACAAAUGUUGGUUUUUCCAUGGAGAACGUGUACCGUCAUCUACUCAAAAGGCAAGAAACACAUUUAUAGGUCCAUCAAGCUCUGCUUCUCACAACCAAACUUCUCAUUUAAGACCAGAUAACAUGGAAGAAUUGUUGCAGGAUGCUUUUAACAUGCAUCAUGUUGAUAACGACGGUUUGCCAUCUAGUAGUGAUGAAUUUAAUGUUGAGGUGAAUGAUGGAGGUGAAACUCUUAGAGGGGUAGUUGAUGAACAACCUUCUAAAGAAGCGGCAAAGUUUUACAAGUUGCUUGAAGAUAUGAAUGACAAACUUUAUGAGGGAUCGAAUCAUUCUAGAUUAUACUUUUGCAUUCGACUUUUUCAUCUGAAAUGCAUGUGCGGGAUGACUGCGAAAGGGCUCGACUACUUGAUUGAAUUUUUAAAAGAAUUUUUUCCCUCAGCAGCUAUUCCAGAAAAUUGUCAUGAGUCCAAGAAAAUCAUUAAGGAUCUAGGUCUUGGGUAUGAAAAAAUUCAUAGUUGUCCUAAUGACUGCAUGUUAUAUUGGGAACAUAAUGAAGGUCAACAAUCUUGUCAAAUGUGUGGUCGUUCUCGCUGGGUGUCCACUAAUUCUGAUCAGUGUUUGAAUAAUGAAAAUGAAGUGGCUCAUAGGAGACCUGCGAAGGUUUUGCGCUAUUUUUCCUUUAAUACCAAGGCGCAAAGAAUUUUUCAUGUCCGCUAA
Dioscorea cayenensis subsp. rotundata (Guinea yam) is the source of this 915-nucleotide messenger RNA. RefSeq lists its product as uncharacterized. The transcript has a single exon. Bases 1 to 915 code for a protein of 304 amino acids. The record is from RefSeq and is a predicted model, not a curated record. NCBI's taxonomy places the organism in Eukaryota, Viridiplantae, Streptophyta, Magnoliopsida, Dioscoreales, Dioscoreaceae.